UGGAUAUUGGAGGGGGACCUCUGGAGACCAUCCCAAGGUGGAGUGCUCCUGUUCAACAAGCUCGUGCCUCUAGUUGGCCAGGUUCUGUUCUCUUCCUCCUCACACCAGUUCCUCGCGUGGUGAUGUUGACUUGUGUUACUCAUGAUAAGCUCUUAACUAAAAUGCAAGCAAAACCAGAAAGAGAUGCAUGUUGACAGGACAGCUGACACCAUGCUAGAUCUGGUGCUUCUUUGAGUACGAGGGAGUAGAAGCUUUUUAACCUGCUGCUCUUCACUGUGCUGCUUGAUGAGGGGACACUUGGAACCUUGGGGAUAUACUUCUGCAAAGUUUAGUGUGGGAUAGAGGGGCAGCAGACAAGCACCUGUCUUCUGAAUAAGUCCCAGGAGAGAAGACUGGGGAACUGAAAGAACGUGAAAACUGCAACCUGUUCAUGAUUGCCAUUUAUGGAUCCAUAUAGGGUAUGCUCAGUAUCUGAAUUACAGGAAGAAGGAAUGAAUGCCAUUAACUUGCCUCUCAGUCCGAUUCCAUUCGAACUAGACCCUGAGGACACUAUGCUAGAGGAAAAUGAAGUCCGAACAAUGGUCGAUCCAAAUUCGAGAAAUGACCCAAAAUUACAAGAACUAAUGAAGGUAUUAAUAGACUGGAUUAAUGAUGUGUUGGUAGGAGAGAGGAUUAUUGUGAAAGACUUGGCUGAAGACCUGUACGAUGGACAAGUACUGCAGAAAUUAUUUGAGAAACUUGAAAGUGAGAAGCUGAAUGUUGCUGAAGUUACUCAGUCUGAAAUUGCUCAGAAACAGAAGCUACAGACAGUGCUUGAGAAGAUCAAUGAAACACUUAAGCUCCCGCCAAGAAGCAUUAAGUGGAAUGUUGACUCCGUUCAUGCUAAAAGUCUCGUAGCAAUACUUCAUCUUCUGGUUGCAUUAUCGCAGUACUUUCGAGCCCCCAUCAGACUUCCAGAUCAUGUGUCCAUUCAGGUUGUUGUUGUGCAGAAACGAGAAGGAAUCCUCCAGUCUCGACAAGUCCAAGAGGAAAUAACUGGUAACACUGAGGCAUUUUCAGGAAGACAUGAAAGAGAUGCAUUUGACACGCUGUUUGACCAUGCUCCAGACAAGCUCAGCGUAGUAAAGAAGACUCUCAUCACAUUUGUGAACAAGCAUCUCAACAAAUUGAAUUUGGAGGUCACUGAACUGGAGACCCAGUUUGCAGAUGGUGUGUACUUAGUCCUGCUAAUGGGUCUCCUAGAAGGCUAUUUUGUUCCUCUCCACAGCUUUUUCUUGACUCCUGAUAGUUUUGAACAAAAGGUCCUCAAUGUAUCCUUCGCAUUUGAGCUCAUGCAAGAUGGUGGAUUGGAAAAACCAAAGCCUAGGCCAGAAGAUAUUGUAAAUUGUGACUUGAAAUCUACACUGAGAGUACUGUAUAACUUGUUUACCAAAUACAGGAAUGUGGAGUGAAGAAUUCGUUUGGAACAUAAAGAAGUGUUAACAAAGAAAAUGUCAUAACUAGCAUAUUUUUCACCAAUAUUCCUCUGCAUCGUUAUCCUAGAAGGAACUAAACCAUUUAUCUGAAGAAUCUUUAAUUGACUACUCUUGCACAACUUUUUCCAUAGUGGGCUUAAAGCUAAGACUACGUAAAACUAAUACAAAUUAUGGAAAAAAUUUGGAGGAAGGUAUUUGAAUAUCUUCUGGGAGAAUCUAUGUCUCAGUAAUAACUCCAUCUCUACAGUUUUGUAGUAGGUGGAGCAGCAAUGAAAAAAAAAGAUUUAUUAACUUUAAUUCAAAUCAGCUGUUGAAGCCACAUAUAGGAAGUUUCUGUACUAAGCAUCUACUUCAGUGUUUAUGAAACGUAUCUGUUCCAGUCUGAGGAGAGGAAGCAUACUUUUCUGUCCAUGAUAAAAUGAUUGCAUUGAAAUUCUAAAAAAUGUACAUACGGAGAAACACUAUAAUGCUAUUCUUCACAUCAGAGCUGAAAAGAAUAGACUUCCUCAAGUACUUAACCUAAUUAAUUUGUAUUUUCAGUGCAGUUAGGCUUGAAUUUUAUGGGUACAAACUGAAGUGGCUACUUUUUCCUUCAGUCUUAUUAUAAGAUAUAUAUAUAACAGAUAGAUAUAUAUCUAUAAAUAUAUAGUACUGAGCAUUCCUCCUAAGUACACUUUGCAGCUUGUUCACUUAGUUUUUUUCAUGAAGAUCCUUUUUUAUUGUCGUUUUUUUCCCCAAGGACACAUUUUCAGGAAAGCACACCUGUACGAUACAGUUUCCCUGUAGUAUUUGUAUUAUUAGCAUAGAAAUGCUAGAAAGUUGGCUUAUUUUUCUUUUUUCCAACUUUUAAUAGUUGGAACAUGGAAUUGUCACGUUAUAAAUUUAGAUUUAUUAUUAAAUAGAAUUUAGAAUCUAUCCUUUUGGUUGAUGUUAUGGUGAAUGGAUUUUGUUGCCUAAUGUCCAGCAUAAAAAAUAAUACUUAUUUUCCAGAAACAUUCCUCUAGCCUUUCAGCUAUAAAAACACUGCUUUUACGUAGGUUGCUCUGAAAGUAAUGUCUCCUAUUUAUUUCCAUGAAAACUACAACCAA
Messenger RNA from Phasianus colchicus (ring-necked pheasant), 2563 nucleotides. NCBI's taxonomy places the organism in Eukaryota, Metazoa, Chordata, Aves, Galliformes, Phasianidae. The record is from RefSeq and is a predicted model, not a curated record.